This is a messenger RNA of Psylliodes chrysocephalus, 417 nucleotides long. The record is from the annotation of a GenBank genome assembly. Lineage: Eukaryota; Metazoa; Arthropoda; Insecta; Coleoptera; Chrysomelidae.
AUGUGUUCAAGAUCUCCAAGUGAUAUUGCUGUCAAUACUGAAAUGAAAGAGGAAUUAUUGGAAACAACGUUUCCAAAUUCUUGUACUUGUUUUCCUACAGAAAGAAGUAUUUGCUAUGUGGAAGGAACUCAAUUAGAUAAAAAUAUGUCUGUAAAUAUUCCUGAACUUACAGAAAAUGUAUGGUUCGAAAGUAAGCCACCGGCAUUGUUUUCUAAACCGAUUUCGCCUCUAGUAACUUCUAGACAAAUCUAUAUAACAAGAGUUUUGUUGAACGGGAAAUUAAAAGGCGCCGAACUAAAUAAAGAACCCGAAGAAAUUAGUAGUAGUAAGGAACAACAAGCUACUGUCAGUAUGGAUAAAAAGAAAUCUGCAAUGAAAUUUCUUGGAGACAAAAAAUUAAACGUUGAUAAUAAUUAG